Messenger RNA from Trachemys scripta elegans, 3691 nucleotides. Its product is annotated as zinc finger protein 271-like. The coding region runs from base 88 to 2739 and encodes 883 amino acids. Gene Ontology annotation, molecular function: RNA polymerase II cis-regulatory region sequence-specific DNA binding; DNA-binding transcription factor activity, RNA polymerase II-specific. The record is from RefSeq and is a predicted model, not a curated record. Lineage: Eukaryota; Metazoa; Chordata; Testudines; Emydidae. Gene Ontology annotation, biological process: regulation of transcription by RNA polymerase II. The transcript has 7 exons.
CCGUACAGAUGGUGCUGCAGGGGGUCCAUUGCUGAUGCCAGGCGAUCCCCAGGGAGAUACGGCUGUGCUCCUGCUCAGAGAGGGGCCAUGGCUGCCCAGGUGGCUCCCCCAGCCGCUCUCAGGCUCCAGUUCCAGCCCCCACCGGGAUGUGGCCUGGUUCCCAAAGAGGAAGUGGAGGAGCCGGAUGCCCACGGACCCGUCGACAUGGAGAUGCAUCGUCUGCGCUUCAGGGGUUUCCACUACCAGGAGGCUGAGGGGCCCCGGCAGGCGUACGACCACCUCUGCCUACUCUCCCGGGCGUGGCUGAGGCCGGAGCAGCGCUCCAAGGACCAGUUGCUGGAGCUGCUGGUGCUGGAGCAGUUCCUGAGCAUCCUGCCCCAGGAGAUCCAGAGCUGGGUAGGGGGGUGUCACCCCCAGACCGGGGAGCAGGCCGUGGCUCUGGCGGAGGGUUUCCAGUUAGCCAAGGAAGAGCCCGGAAUAUGGCCACAGCAGGAGGAGCUGGUGACAUGGAAGGAGGAGACUGUGUGUUCCUCUGGGGCAGAGCUGGAUCCAGGACAGGGUGAGAUCUGCAGGGAGGUUAAGGAGGACACUCUCAUUUUGCUGGAAGGAUUCACCAUCCCUGACCUGGCUGCGAUCCCCCGGAUGGAGCCAGGGGAAGAGCCGAGGGUCCCAAAUCUCCAGGGCUCUGAGGAAAGGGAAAUCCCGAAAGGCGCCCACAGAGCAGGUGCCGGGACAGACCACGGGAAUCCCCAAUGGGAAGGACCUGUGGGAGCUGAGCCACCUGGGAUGUCCCGGAGCCCCGAGCAGGGAGAUGCCUGUGGGGCAGCAUGGCUGCAGGGAGAUCCCCCAGGGGAGGAGAGACCUGCUGGGUGUGGUGAGCCCCAGCCUCAGGGAACCCCCAUGGGACAGAAACCCUGUAAAUGCCCUGACUGCGGGAAGAGCUUCAGGUGGAACUCGGCGCUCCUCCACCACCAGCGAUCCCACACGGGGGAAAAACCUCAUCGGUGCAGGGAAUGUGGGCAAAGUUUUGGGCAGAAAUCCACCCUGACUAGGCACCUGAGGAUCCACACUGGAGAGAGACCUUAUACGUGUGCCCAGUGUGGGAAAAGCUUUAGCCAGAAGUACAGCCUGUCCCAGCAUCAGAUGACGCACCAGCAAGAGAGACCUCACACAUGUACCGCAUGUGGGCAAAGCUUCGCUCUCAAAUCGUACCUUGUUCGACACUUGGUGAAACGCCACAUGGGACAGAAACCCCAUAAAUGCCUCCAUUGUGGGAAGCAGUUUGCUUGGAACUCAGACCUGAGGAAGCACCAGACAACCCACACGGGGCAGCGCCCCUACAGAUGUCCCCAGUGCGGGGUAGGGUUCACCCAGAGGUUCAGCCUCCUAACACAUCAGAGGACCCACAUGAACGAGAGACCCUACGAAUGCCCCCACUGUGACAAGAGCUUCAACAGGAGAUCGGGGCUUGUCAAGCAUCAGAAGACCCACACGGGGGAAAAACCUCAUGAGUGCACUGAAUGCGGGCAAGGCUUCGGGCAGAAAUCAAACCUGACUAGACAUCUGAGGAUCCACGCUGGGGAGAGACCCUACAAAUGUACCAAAUGUGGGAAAAGCUUCACUCAGAAAUCGAACCUGGUUCAACACUUGAUGAAACGUCACGUGGGAGAGAAACGUGAUGCAGCAAAUGAGCCGGUGACGUGGGAGAAGGAGGCUGCGUGUUCCUCCAGGGCAGAGCGGGCAGCGCUGGCCCCAGAGCAGGGCAAGAUCUGCAGGGAGGUGAAGGAGGAGAAUAAAGAAGAGCCUCUGAUCUCACCGGGAUUCCCCGUCCCCGACCUGGCCAUGGUCUCUCGAGUGGAGCGAGGGGAAAAGCCGAGGGUCCCGGAUCUCCAGGGCUCUGAGGAAAGGGAGACCCCGAGAGGCGCCCACGCAGGUGCCAGGACAGAGGGGGAGACUUCGCAGCAGGAAGAGGCUGCAGGAGCAGAGCCGAACGGGAUGUCCCGGAGCCCUGAGUGGGAAGACCCCGGUGGAGCAGGAUGGCAGCAGGGAGACUCCAUGGUGGAGGAGAGACCUGCUGGGGGUGAUGAUCAUAAUCCUCAGAGAUCCCACACGGGACAGAAACCCCAUAAAUGCCCCGACUGCGGGAAGAGUUUCAGGGGGAACUCGGCGCUCCUCCAUCACCAGCAAUCCCACGCAGGGGAAAAACCUCAUCAGUGCAGGGAAUGUGGGCAAAGCUUUGUGCAGAAAUCAAACUUGACUAGACAUCUGAAGGUCCACACUGGGGAGAGACCCUAUACAUGUCCCCAGUGUGGGAAAAGCUUUCGUGAGAAGUGCAACCUUUCCCAGCAUCAGUUAAUGCACCAGCAAGAGAGACCUCACAGAUGUACUGAAUGUGGGCAAAGUUUUGUGCAGAAAUCAACCCUGACCAGACACCUGAAGGUCCACACCGGGGAGAGACCCUACACAUGUCCCCAGUGUGGGAAAAGCUUUCGUCAGAAGUACAGCCUUUCCCAGCAUCAGUUAAGGCACCGGGAAGAGAGACCUCACAAAUGUACCACAUGCAGGCAAAGCUUCGCUCUCAAAUCGUACCUUGUUCAACACUUGAUGAAAUGCCACAUAGAAGAGAAAUCCUAUAAAUGCCCCGAUUGUGGGAAACUGUUUGCUCGGAGCUCAUACCUUAGGAAGCACCAAAUGACCCACAUGGGGGAACGUCCCACAGAUAUAUCCAGUGCAGGGUAGGGUUCACCCAGAGGUUCAACCUUCUGGUGCAUCAGAGGACCCACACAGGUGAAAGACCCUACGGCUUCUUGGACUAUGGGAACAGCUUCAAUGGGAGAUUGGGGCUUAUCCAGCACCAGAAGACUCACAUGGGGGGGAAAACCUCAUGAGCGCACUGAAUGCGGGCAAGGUUCAGGCAGAAAUCAAACCCGACUAAGCCACCAGCAGCAGUGCAGUGCAAUAGGGUCCUAAGUCUGCUGUAAAAAGUGAUAUUAAUAAAGUUUCUUCGCGCCCCUCACCAGAGAAUCUCAGACACCCCUCCCACUUGGUGCACCACUGGUCUAGUCCAGCUCUUCCCCACCUCAGGGAAGAGGCUGGCACAGCCCCUGACUCGUGACCCCCAUGUAAUAACCUCACAACCCUCAGUUUGAGAAGUCUUGAUCUAAGACACUUGUCCACAGAUCAGCCAAGGUCUGGAGUUCCACUUCUUCCCAAAAACAGAACCUAAAAUGGCUGAAUGAGAUUAUUGUUAAUUGCCUAAGCAUGAAUCUCACUCAUAGUUGUCAUAUGGAUAAAGCCUCUUUCUCACUCCCAAUAUAGUUAAAAAACCUCCAAAAAGUCACCAAGUAGAGUGAUACCCUGCUUCCCCAUGGCACACUGGGGGUGGAUCAAAUGAUGGGUGGGGAAGCUGGCAAAAUGUCUGUUACCCCAAGAAACCAAAGCACAUGUUUUCAUCCCAAAUGUGAAACUAUAUAUCUGUUGUGCUUAUCAAUCAAAUAUACCAUUGAUGAUCUGUUUUGUCCUAUCAAUAUGUCCUCCACCCCAAAUUUAGAAGCUGCACACUUGUCUGCUCUGUGAAUCAGAUAAACUCUCUCUCUCUCUAGGAUGAUAAUGUUUUUUGUGCUAUUGUGAGAACUAAAUAGUAUGAAAUGCUUAUAUACAAUGAAAGAAUGUAUGGAAUUUAUCCACCAAA